Nymphaea colorata (pocket water lily) is the source of this 1599-nucleotide messenger RNA. RefSeq lists its product as uncharacterized. The record is from RefSeq and is a predicted model, not a curated record. Bases 218 to 1489 code for a protein of 423 amino acids. NCBI's taxonomy places the organism in Eukaryota, Viridiplantae, Streptophyta, Magnoliopsida, Nymphaeales, Nymphaeaceae. The transcript has 13 exons.
CUUCUCCUUUUGAUAUUUUACCGAUCUCUAUGUCGGCAUUUUGUCAUCGGUUUCUUGGAUCACUUAAGUUCUUUUUUUGGUCAGAAAGCAGUAAUACUGUGACGGUGAAGUUUGUGGUUUCUUGUUCUUCUGCAUGCUUGUGUCUCGAGAUAAGCACUUCUCGCUGGGCAGAUCGAACUGGAGCUGUUAUGGAUUGAGCCGGAUAGAAAUCGAUUAGAUGAUGAUUUUAGUGGACGAUGCUGGAGGCAAAUGGCCGAUAAUAGGCCAUGCGCCUUGGAAUGGUUGCCACCUUGCCGAUUUUGUGAUGCCAUUUUUUCUCUUCAUCGUUGGGAUGUCCAUUGCUCUCUCUCUCAAGAGAAUCCCCAAUCAGGUCAUGGCAGUGAAGAAGGUGGUUUUGAGGACCCUCAAGCUCCUGUUCUGGGGUAUCAUCUUGCAAGGCGGUUACUCGCAUGCUCCAGACAAGCUGUCCUAUGGAGUUGACAUGAAAAAAAUACGUUGGUGUGGGAUUCUCCAGAGAAUAGCACUUGCAUACUUGAUUGUAGCAAUGGUGGAGAUCGUGACCAGGAAUUUCCGACCCGAAGCUUCUACAAACGUCUAUAUUUCUAUUUUUAAGUCAUAUUGUUGGCAAUGGCUAGUUGGGGCAUGUCUACUUGUCGUGUAUAUGGGUAUAUUAUAUGGGCUCUAUGUUCCGGAUUGGGAGUUCACCGUGCAAAAUGUUGAUAGCUCUUAUUACGGAAUGCAUUUCACUGUGCAUUGUGGUGCGCGCGGCAGACUGGAUCCUCCUUGCAAUGCAGUGGGAUAUGUUGAUAGGAAAGUUCUAGGAAUAAACCACAUGUAUCAGCAUCCUGCCUGGAGAAGAACUAAGGCCUGCACUAAAUACUCUCCCUAUGAGGGACCUAUUUCAAAUGAUGCACCAGCAUGGUGUCACGCACCAUUUGAACCUGAAGGGGUUUUGAGUUCAACCUCAGCAGUACUCACCACCAUUAUUGGGGUGCACUUUGGGCACGUGCUUGUCCAUCUAAAUGAUCAUUCUAAAAGGCUUACACAUUGGAUGUCCAUGGGUUUGUUCCUUCUAUUUGUAGGUUUGAUUCUUCAUAUCACAGAUGAAGUUCCACUGAACAAGCAACUGUACAGUUUCAGCUAUGUUUGUCUUACUGCGGGUGCUGCAGCAUUGACAUUCUCAGUUUUCUAUGCAUUAGUGGACAUCUGGAAAUUGCAUCAUAUUUUUCUGCCAUUGCAGUGGAUUGGCAUGAACGCAAUGCUUGUUUUUGUGAUGGCAGCAGAAGGCAUUUUUGAAGCAUUUGUUGAUGGGUGGUAUUAUGAUGAUCCACAUAAUACUCUGGUUAAUUGGAUCAAGAAGCAUGUCUUCAUAAAUGUGUGGCACUCCGAAAAAGCAGGCAUUCUCCUCUAUGUCAUCUUUGGGGAGAUCGUGUUUUGGGCCGUAGUAUCUGGUGUCCUCCACAGACUGGGGAUCUACUGGAAGCUGUAGCACCUCUAGAGCCCCUGUUCACAGUUUGUAAUUUAAGCAGACAACAACCAGUUUCACAGAUUCUGCAGAGACUUGGGUGUACCUAGUAAGAUACACUUAACAUCUCUUUA